Molecule: messenger RNA, 1384 nt
Organism: Photinus pyralis (common eastern firefly)
Lineage: Eukaryota; Metazoa; Arthropoda; Insecta; Coleoptera; Lampyridae
Product: beta-galactosidase-1-like protein 3
Exons: 1
Biological process (GO): carbohydrate metabolic process
Cellular component (GO): vacuole
Molecular function (GO): beta-galactosidase activity
Source: RefSeq, a predicted model, not a curated record
UUCCAGACUGCCAACUUUGGCUCUAACCCGGAAAAAGAUUUUGAUCGUCUAAAGCAAUUACAACCAAACAAACCAGCGAUGGCCAUGGAGUAUUGGGGUGGCUGGUUCGAUCACUGGUCCGAAAAACACCACACAAGAAAAAAUUCGGACUUCAACAACGUCCUCGAGAGGAUUCUGCGGUAUCCCGCCUCUUUCAACAUCUACAUGUUUAUAGGUGGCACAAACUGGGGCUUUCUUAACGGAGCUAAUAUUGCCGAUGGUAGUGUUAACAAUAAGGGUUAUCAACCGGAUACAACAAGCUAUGACUACGAUGCGCCCUUAACCGAAGCCGGCGAUUAUACGGAAAAAUAUAUAAUGGUUAAGGAACUUAUAAAAAAAUUCAGCAAAGUGAAUCUUAAUACCCCACAAGCUCCUUCAAUUACCUUAAAAAUUGCGUACCCCACCAUUAACGUAACGGGACAGUUAAAACUGAAGGAAAUUAUUGACAGGGUACCAGAGAAGUUUGAGUCUCCAACCCCGAUUUCCAUGGAACAUCUUCCGAUGAAUAACGGGGCAGGUCAAAGCUACGGGUACAUUACUUAUAAGAAGGAGAAUUUACACAUACCAGCAAAUUCGGUCCUUACCAUUGAAGGGCACGUGUGUGAUACUGUAAUGGUUUUGGUAAAUGGUAUGCUUGUUUCCAAACCGUUAAGAAGUGCGGUCGAUUUGAACGGUUUUGGGUACUGGAGAAUUGCUAACGGAAAGCUCCAUUUAGGAGUUGAAGAUGUGCAUAACGCAACUUUAGAGUUAGUAGUCGAAAAUUGGGGGCGAAAUAAUUUUGGGUACUUAGAACAAUUUAAUCAGUACAAGGGAAUAUGGCAGGGAGGCAUUUUAUUAAACAACGAUAAGUUAUUAAAUUGGCAAAUCAUUCCCAUGGAAUUCAAAAGGAAGUGGAAUGACAACUUAACAGGAUGGCACGUUCCUGAAGCUUUAUGGUUGGCAGGCCCUUCUAUGUAUAGGGCGAUGUUCGUGGUAAACGAACUCGCCGAUACAUUCAUAGACAUGAGGAAGUGGGGCAAGGGAAUUGUGAUCGUAAAUGGUUUUGUUUUAGGGCGAUAUGCAUCAAUGCUGGGUCCACAACAAACCUUGUAUUUGCCGGCGCCUUUAUUACGAAAAGGAACGAAUAGUAUAAUCGUAUUUGAACAUUUUACGGCGAGCGAAGAAAUCGUUUUCUCCAGCCAACCAAUAUUUUAUACUCCUGCGAUUAAUGGAGAUGUGCCGACUGUGAUAAAACAAAAUUAACUAUAUAUAAUCUGUAACAACACAAAAAGAUGGCAUUAAAAAUACAUUUUUAUUAUAACCCAAAAUCUUAUUAUGUACCUUAAAUAUAAACUAAAAAUUUUUA